AUGGCGCUAAGUUUGAAGUCAACAUCGUCAAGGAUUUUAUUUCCUUUAAUUGGAUAUACCCUUAUCUGUUCAAGCUUGGCUAAUAGCAAUUUCGGAUGUCGUGAUGAAAAUAACAAAGUGGUCGACUGGAUAAUUGCCUACAAAUUUCCAAAUGAAUUUUCCUAUGGUCUAGUAACACCUGAUAAAACUAAUUGGUUCUCAAACAAUGAUGAUUUGAGAUAUGAUGGCUUUUUAAAAUACACAUUCGAUCAAGUAUUUAACGACACUGGCACUGAUUUUGCCUUUGGGAUGUAUAAUGAUGAAGUUCCCCAGCAUUUGUCUAAAGGGGAUGUCUGGUAUGGCCACAUGAAAGGUCUUUUCGCCUUCCCCGAAAAUAAUCGAGGUUUCUGGCUUAUUCAUAGUGUCCCCAAGCUCUCAAUGAAACCAAAUAUAUAUGUAUAUCCAAAUACUAGCAAGGAGUACGCUCAGCACUUCUUUUGCGUAACAUUAAACUAUUCCACUGAUCAUCUUGCCAUAAGUCGUCCUCUUAUUGAGAGCUUUAGACUUCCUAAAUCAAUUGAGAAGUCGAUUCCGAAACUGAAAGAUAUUUUCAGUCAUAAGGCGAGGAAAAAUGCUAGUUUGUUUUUGUCAUCAGAUCUCAAUGCCACAAGAGAUGACAUAUUUCUGCGAAUAAUUUCAAAAUCUCGCAAGUUUUACCAAGAUUUGUAUUCUGAUUUGGUCGCUCCUGAUUUGAAAGUUCCACUCCUCGUUGAAACUUGGCGGCAUUCCACUUCAAACCUUCCAUCAAAUUGUACCACCAAAUAUUGGGUGCAAAAUAUCGAAAAACUAGAAUGGCCCAAAUCGAUGAAUGUGAAGUUCAAGUCAACGCAAGAUCACUCCAAAUGGACAACUUCUACUAACGAAGAAGGUGACAAGUGGACUUGCUUUGGUGACAUUAAUAGAUCGGGGAGUCAGUUUGCGAGAGGUGGUGGUACACUUUGUAUAAAGGAUCCGAGAAUCUGGAAGCUCUUCCGCAAUCUAGUCGUUAAAGUUGAAGAUUGUCCGAUCACCAUUCCUUGGAGCAAACUAUAUCCUUCUUUGCCCCUUAACUGA
Rodentolepis nana is the source of this 1092-nucleotide messenger RNA. Lineage: Eukaryota; Metazoa; Platyhelminthes; Cestoda; Cyclophyllidea; Hymenolepididae. The record is from the annotation of a GenBank genome assembly.